Molecule: messenger RNA, 1875 nt
Organism: Aureobasidium pullulans EXF-150
Lineage: Eukaryota; Fungi; Ascomycota; Dothideomycetes; Dothideales; Saccotheciaceae
Exons: 1
Coding region: 1-1875 (624 amino acids)
Source: RefSeq, a predicted model, not a curated record
AUGCGCUAUCACUUCCUUCUGGCCUUGUUCGCCUUCUUGGCACUUUGUGCUGCCAAUGAUGAGCAUCCGCUGUGUCUACACGUUGAGAACGAGCAGCACACUCUAGAGCAGAAAGAAUUCUCAAAGGACAGCAAUUUUGGCCAGUGGCUGGAUCGCCAAUACAGCGACUGGAUAUCCAUCAAUGAAACUGAAACCAACACCAAAGGAUUCUACAACUUUUUCGUCCACAGAUUCGCUCCUCAUCUUUCACAUGGAAUCGUUGACUGCGAUGGCUUGCAACUCUGCUCGCCUGUGAUUUGUGACGCCAUUAGUGAAGCUUUCGACCUCGAAGAGCAACACUUCGCCUGGCUAGCUCUCGAAGCGAUAGCCAACUUCAACAACGCCAGACUCAAGAUCGACGCUCAGGCCAAGAGUGCAUACGAAGAAGUGACGGCUGGCAUGCACGGUCUUAUGAGCGACUUUUCAGACGCCGACAACGUGGUUCAAACCUUGAAGGCAGUGAACGCGCGAUACAAGUCGCGAAUGCAGAUGGCUGGCGGUGUCGGACUGAUCUUGAGAAGUUAUCUCUCGUUUGUAGGGACACUCGCAGGUUUCUUUCCUCCUGAAGCUGGCCUAGCUAUAAACACGGCAGGAAAUCUGCUCGCCCUCGGUCUUAGCGGAUUUGGUGUAGGAACGGCCAUGGAGUUCGACAAACUUACGGACGCUUCGGACUUACCAAGAAGGCUAGACGCCGCUGUAUCGAAAGUGCAAGCCGCGAACUACCAAGUGGCCAGAGAAAUGUAUUCCUUGGACUCCGAACUGGUCAUGAGCGGUAGAAAAGGACUCUUGGACAUGACCAUUGUCGACAUUGUUCAAACGGGCUUGUACAGUGAGCCAAUGAAGAUCUCACAGGAAGUGCGGGAUGAGAUCCAUGGUCUGCAGUACGCACAAGCGAUAAGCAACAUCUGGGAUCAGGAACACGUAUACAUUAUCAUGGCUCCUGUGAAAGGAGGUAGCUGCGAGGACGACAACCGAGCUCUUGGAAAAGUCUGUCUCGACGACUGGCCUGAUCACGUCUUUUAUCCUCAGUUCACGUCCCGUGUCGGCGAUGGUCGAAAGGCUAGAGCCAUGACUCGUCUUUUCCCUGGACAUGAAAAGAUCCCACAAUCGGUGAAUCUCUCAAUGAUCAACGUCGUGCAAUCCUCAGUCGCCGUAUUCGAAGACCAUGGUAACGAGCCUGUCCAUCUCUCAGGCGAUACAGCGCUUGAAGGAUUCCUGGAUCCCGCCACGAGUUCAUUCCACAAAGGUGGCAAGUUCGCCGGAAUCUUUGCCAUCCCCAUAUGCUACCAAGAAGACGGAUGGAGUAUCUCUUCUAUCAAUACAAAAGAAUCGCGCAAUUACCCGUGCUAUUGUGAAGCCUCUCCCUUCGGUGGUAGCUCUCCUGAUGAACAUCAGUUCACUGCUGCGAAUGGCCUUGUCCCACGCCAACAUCACAAUCAUGGCAGCUACAAUCUGCCGUACGACCAAGACGAAACGUUCGCUUUCCUCAACGCCACCGGCAUUCAUGAGUCGAGAGGUUGGUGGGAGUAUUGCCAUCACUCACACGGAAUGAAUUGCGAAAUAGACGAGACCGUCGAUUGGGCAGGCAAGUUCGGAACAAAGUCAUACAAUAAGUUCAACCACCCGUUUAGAGUGUGCAGGGGACGCCCACAUAACCAAAAGGGAUGCCAUAGUCCCAACGACGGGAUUCACCAAUGUGGAAGUAGGGCCUCAGCAACGGCGGGAACUGAUAUGGGAACUUCGGAUAUGGAUAGGUACGAUGAUUUAUCAGAUGGGGUGGAUGAUUUGAAUGAGUACAACGACUCAGAUGAUGAACUGGAAGAAUACUUCGGCUGA